Messenger RNA from Ceratosolen solmsi marchali, 1136 nucleotides. RefSeq names its product 5'-AMP-activated protein kinase subunit beta-1 (gene alc). The record is from RefSeq and is a predicted model, not a curated record. Gene Ontology annotation, biological process: signal transduction. NCBI's taxonomy places the organism in Eukaryota, Metazoa, Arthropoda, Insecta, Hymenoptera, Agaonidae. Bases 216 to 1136 code for a protein of 306 amino acids. Gene Ontology annotation, cellular component: nucleus; nucleotide-activated protein kinase complex; cytoplasm. The transcript is spliced from 5 exons. Gene Ontology annotation, molecular function: protein kinase binding.
UAUAGGAGUGGCCAUCUUUUAUAUAAUAAAAGUAACGAAAAGUGUCUGAAUUAGUACGAAGGCAAUCAGCUGAUAUUUCAUGGCAGUCCAAAACUACCUGCCUGGAAAGUACUUUUUUUUUUCUUUGACAGACAUACAUAGACUGUACGAGUUAUGUCAUCUUAAAUGGUUAAUAAUCAAUGAGUGCACGAAAUAGUUAAGUGUAAAGUGUGAGGAUGGGUAACGCAGGCAGUAGUCAGACUGUCAGUCAUCAUGGUAGCAAUGUUCAACGUGAAGUACAUCACAGGCAUAACAAAGAGCAUCAUCCACAAUCACCAGGAAAAGACGAUCAAGCAUUUAUAUUUGAUAAGAAACCUAGUCAUAAAACUGUCUUUCAAUCUUCUCAAGAUGAUGAAGAGACAUUUUUUACAAAGAUGUGCCUAAUAAACAACAUAGUUACAAACUUUUAUAUAUUGCAAACUUGUAAUGUUUUAAAGAAAGAUGUUAAGGAAAGCCAUAAUUUUCCUACUACUCGGCCUCGCUCUAAUACAGUUUCUGAAGGAACAACAGCCAAGCUAUCUGAUAGAAAAGUUUUACCUACCGUAUUCAAAUGGGAAGGUGGUGGUAAACAAGUCUACAUUAGUGGUACGUUCAAUGAUUGGAAGACAUUGCCUAUGGUAAAAAGCCAUGGAGAUUUUGUUACAAUUAUAGAUUUACCAGAAGGUGAGCACCAGUACAAAUUUUUUGUUGAUGGAGAGUGGAGGCAUGAUCCUGGUCUUGAAAUUGUUGAUAAUGGAAUGGGAUCAAAAAAUAAUUGUGUAUCUGUUAAAAAAUCAGACUUUGAAGUCUUCCAAGCAUUAGCGAAAGAUAGCGAAGGCAUUAUAAGUAGCGCUCAAACAGAGUACGGACAAGAUAUACCACAAUAUAAACCUUGGGAAAAAGUUCCUGGACCUCCAAUUCUGCCACCACAUUUGCUUCAAGUUAUUCUUAAUAAAGACACACCCUUAUCGUGCGAGCCAACACUUUUACCUGAACCUAAUCACGUAAUGUUAAAUCAUCUGUAUGCAUUAAGUAUCAAAGAUAGUGUUAUGGUACUUUCAGCGACCCAUCGUUAUCGCAAAAAAUAUGUGACAACGCUGUUAUACAAGCCAAUAUAA